CUGUCAUUCGGCGCAGGCGCAGCGUCCGAAACACAAGCUAACGAGACGAGUGCUGCGUUAGCGUAUGCACCUACAGUCUAGCUUACACUAUUGUGAAGGAUGCUGUGAUCUUUUGAAUUGUCAACAUCGCAGCCAAUAGGCAAACGGACCCAGUCAUGUAAUAUAAUCGCGUUGCAUUGUUUCAGGUUGAAUUCGCUGUCAUACCUCACAGGGCAUGUUGAAUUAGUGUACGCUAGCUUGGUUCUCUGAUACGAGCAUUUAAAGAUAGCCAAUGGUAAUCAAGAUGUUCCGCCGACAAUCUCGAAUAUCUUCAGUGCUUGUGGUUAUAUUGUUUAUAUUCGGAGAACAUCUCGUAAAGAGUUCACCUGAGAACGACCCUUAUAAAACCCUUGGUGUAAGUAAGAGUGCCAGUCAAACGGAAAUCAAAAAGGCGUAUAAGCAUCUGGCUAGAGAAUGGCAUCCAGACAAGAACAAGGAUCCUGGAGCAGAAGACAUGUUCAUAAAAAUUACAAAAUCCUAUGAGAUUCUGUCAAAUGAAGAGAGAAGGGCCAAUUUCGACCGCUAUGGCCAGAUGGAGGACAACCAGGCUUUCGGCCACUCACAGCAACAGGGAUACCGUAGCAGUUUCCACAACAGCUUUUACUUUGACGAGUCCUUCUUCCACUUCCCCAAGUCGAGGGACUUUGCUGACAGCAAGUACCUGCUGCACCACGCGCAGUUCAACAGCGACGUGCUGCCCGACAGCUACCGGCGGCCCUACCUCAUCAAGGUGACCUCGGACUGGUGCUUCGCCUGCAUCCACAUUGAGCCGGUGUGGAGGGAGAGUGUACAGGAGCUGGAGCCACUGGGUGUGGGCAUCGGCAUCGUGGAUAUGGGAUAUGAGCGGCGCCUGGCCAGCCAGCUGGGGGCCCACCGCACGCCCUCCAUCCUGGGGGUGGUGAACGGCAGGUUCACCUUCUUCCACCAGGCCGUUGUCCGCGAGAACCUGCGGCAGUUCAUCGAAGACCUGCUGCCCCAGAGGAUGGUGGAGAAGGUCACGGAUAAGAACUACCAGUCAUUCCUGAAUGGCUGGCAGUCAGAGAACAAACCCAGCGUACUCCUGUUUGACCAAGUACCAAUAUUCCCCCUGAUGUACAAGUUGACGGCGUUUGCCUUCCGGGACUACGUGCGCUUCGGGUACGUGGACCAGGGCGAGAAGUACAACACCCCCCUCCUGCGGCGGUUCAACAUCAACACCCACGCCCCCACUAUGCUGCUAUUCAAGGAGGACACGGAGAAGCCUGCCGACAUCAUCCAGGCCCGAGGGAUGAAGCGACAGAUCAUGGACGAGUUUGUCUCCAAUAACAAGUUUCUUCGGGUGCCCCGGCUGGUGAACCAGCAGCUCUUUGACGAGCUGUGUCCGGUCAAGCAGUUCCACCGGCGCAGGAAGUACUGCGUGCUGCUGAUCACCGGGGAGGACCAGGCCUUCGUCCCCGGUAACGAGGCCUUCCUGCAGUUUGCCACCGCCAACUCCAAGGAGGUGUUGCGCUUCGCCUACGUCUACCAGCGGCAGCAGCAGCCCCUCUGCCAGGCACUGCUGCAGAACCACGCUGUGCUCUCGCCCCAGGUUGUGAUUCUGGAGAGGCGGAGCCCAGCAGGCAAGGUCAUGUACCGCUCUGUGAUUGGUGGAUGGAACGGAAGUGAGGAGGAUAAGCACCGCCUCUAUGAACAGCUGGAGCUCCUGCAGAGAGAUCCGGCAUACCUGACAUCAGACGCCACGCUACCAGAGCUCAACAACGAGAUGGCCCCCAUGUUUCUCAUCCAGUGGAUGAACACUGCCUACGAUUACUUCCUGCAAAUAUAUGAUGACAUCCUCUACUCCAACUGGAGAGAGAUGAUGCCCAUCCUGUCCCUGAUUUUCUCAGCCCUCUUCAUCCUCUUCGGCACCGUCAUCAUCCAAGCCUUCAGUGAGUCCGGAGAAGACAAGCCGCAGAAAGCCAAACCUCGAGAGCGUCCCAAAGCUGAGGAGGAUGACUCCAGCCGGCCCACCACCACCAGCCGCCCCCCUAAGAAGGACUUUGUGGAGGUGACGGAGCUGACGGACAUCACCUACACCAGCAACCUGGUGAAGCUGCGGCCCGGCCACAUCAACAUCGUGCUGGUGCUCUCCGAGGCCUCCAAGAACGCCUUGCUCAGGAAGUUUGCAAAGGAAGUGUUUUCCUUCUCUGGGACCCAGACGCUCCACUUCUCCUUCCUCAACGCAGAUAAACACCGCCAGUGGAUGCCUGCGCUGCUGGCCCUGACCCUGGACUCGGCCCAGGGCCACUCGGACGACGAAGAGUCCUCGGACCACACCGGCUACGUGCUGGCCCUCAACGGCUACAAGAAGUACUUCUGUCUGUUCAGGCCCGUGUUCACCGGGGACGACGCCAGCGAGGCCUCCGCCGCCUUUGACUCCUCCUCGUCCUCAUCGUCCUCCUCGUCCAGGAGAAAGUCCCGCUCUAGGUCCCGGUCCCAGACCCGCUCCCGGUCCCACUCCAGGGAGGACGGAUCAGGUUCCAGGCGGGCCUCCAGCCGGGCCACCAGUCUGGAGGUGCACCACAAGCUGGACCGCCUGGGACUCUGGAUGGAGAGGCUGAUGGAGGGCACCCUCACCCGCCUGCGUGUGCACGCCUGGCCCUCACUAGACCCGGCUCAUGGCUCCGCAGAGAGCUGAGCCCGCGUUGAGGAAGAGCUAGUCUCACCAAGGGUUGGAAUAAAACAAAGGAGGAAGUGAAAGAGAGAUGGAUGUUGAUGCUGUAUCAUGUUUUCAAGAUGUCUUUUUGUUUUGUUUUUUAAAAACGUUUUGUUACAGUUUUUGUUCCAGUUUUUUUCAAACAACGUGUAGCUUAUCCUGAUAUUUGGAAUACUCCUGUAACUUAUUUUCUCACGUGUUAAAGUAAAACCUUGGCUGUCUGGUCAGAUUAGCCUUUGUUCAGGCAGCACUGGAGAAGGCCAGUAUCAUACACGGAUGGAGUUUGUUGCAAUACCUCAGAAACGACCAUGUAGACACAUGGCACUUAGGGAACAGCAGUGGCGGUUUCAGCAUAAGGGGGUUGCAUUCUAUGAAGCUGUGUCAUAGCGUUCUGCCUGGUCAAGGCUUGGGCACGUGUCAUAAAACUGUUGAGACUAAUGCAUGUCUGCCUAUGAAUCCAGUCCAUGACUUAAUAGGAGUCAAAACACUAAACACUUUCUGAGCUUCUUUCCCACUGCAACGAUAUCAAGUAAGGUACAUUCUUUUUUUAAUGAUUCUGUUUUGUCAAUGGAGUUAGUUGAAUAACCUGUAGUUGUUUAACCCUGAUUAGUUUUCCUGACUUAUCUUUUUGCAUUGAAAUAAUUGGAAGCGUUCUCCUAUCGCAACCCGCUUCAUACCGAAGACAGAUAUUUCCGUAGACAAAUUGCAACACCUUCUUUUAAGGAUAUUAAGUUGAUUGUGCAGGAUCGACCGGUACUUCAGAAACACGCCUUCAUACCUUCACUGUUGCCACUCCGUCGUUUUGUUCAAUGUGUUCCUAUUGUCUUUCCCCUUCAAACUGCCUGUUCAACAUAUACAAGAAGAGAUUAUUUGGCCAGAGACUACUGUACGCCAGUGUGAUGUUAUAAUUAUAAAUUAGUAAUAAAUCGUGAAUCAGUUUUAGGACAAUGCUACACUGGUUACAUGCACUGGCACUAGAUUUGCAUGUAUUUGUUAGAUUCUUAUCCUGUUUUGUUUAUUUAUUGAACCCUUUGCUCACCAAAGGUCCGAUCGUCUCUCUACCUGUGUCAACUGAAUGUGAUUAAGAUCAUUGCUAAGGUCAAGCCACUGACAAUAGCUGAUUUACAGUUUAUUUAUGAAAUUAUAAGAUAAUGGCUUAGAUUUGCUUUAUUUAUAUAAUUUGCCCACAUAAAACUAAUAAACUUUUUUAAAACAA
This is a messenger RNA of Gadus macrocephalus (Pacific cod), 3929 nucleotides long. It is a transcript of the gene dnajc16l, whose product is annotated as DnaJ (Hsp40) homolog, subfamily C, member 16 like. Lineage: Eukaryota; Metazoa; Chordata; Actinopteri; Gadiformes; Gadidae. The transcript has 15 exons. Bases 272 to 2695 code for a protein of 807 amino acids. The record is from RefSeq and is a predicted model, not a curated record.